Molecule: messenger RNA, 2773 nt
Organism: Drosophila busckii
Lineage: Eukaryota; Metazoa; Arthropoda; Insecta; Diptera; Drosophilidae
Exons: 7
Coding region: 334-2196 (620 amino acids)
Source: RefSeq, a predicted model, not a curated record
AGCGACGCGUACGCGUGUAUAACGAAGAGUCAAAGCUGUUUCCGUUACCAUUAAGUGUUGUUUCUUGUGGUAGACACACACACACACACACACACAGACACGCGCGCAAAGACACAGCAUACAAUCUAACAAAUCAAAUACAUACAAACGAAUUUACUAAGACGAAAGCGCCCGCGCAUUGUAGCAAUUUUCUUUUUGGCUGAACACUGACUGUAACAACAACAACAAUCAGCAUUAGCAGCAACAACAUCAACUAUAGACAACAGUCUGCACCAAUCAUUUUUGAGUUUUGGAAAAAGUGCACACAAAAGUAUAUAAAGUAAAUAAUUGGACAUGCAGUACUCCAGUAGCUCGGAAAAUUACUCAUCCUCGAUGCGCGAUACGCCAUCGAAAUGGAACGGACGUAACGACAAGAAUUAUGCCUACAAAAAGUCAUCGUAUCAAUACUCCAGUGCGGGUGAUAAUAAUGCCUCCUAUCAGAGCAAGACCGCCGAUGAGAAUAUUGAUCAGUUGGAUGCCUUGCUGGAGGAUCUUAAGCAGGAGCGUCAGCUGAGCACCAGAGAGCGCGAAAGCUUGCCCGCAGGCACCAGCUAUAGAACGCUCGAACGCACUGAUCCGUCAGGCAAUGUGACCAAGACGACGCGCAUUAUCAAGACCACCAAACAUACAGGUGGACAGCAGCCAUUUAGCGAUGAUGUGGAGACCUUUAAUCCCACGGACUACAGCACUUUGCAGUCCAAGUCCAAGUACUCCAGCUUCCAGGACAGCCUAAAGCGUGAUGAGUUUCUACGAGAAGAGAAACCCUAUACGUUGUCCCACUCACCUGGUGGCUUGCGUUCGAGCAAGACCAAAAUCUAUGAGAGCAGCCGCACGCUCAACAACAAUGUGGAGCUGGUGCCCGCACAGACCGUGACCAGCAAUGUCAACAUCGAAAAGGAACUGCAGGAUAUUGCCUUGGGUGAUGGCAUUUUGCCCGCACCCGGCACCAAGGUGACCACCACUGUGCGCACCUAUACCUAUGAAAUUCCAGCUACUGGCCCUGGCAGCACCACCAGCACGCUGAACCGCAACACCAAUACGAAUACGAAUACGCUGAGCAGCAGCUACAAGCAUCAUGAAACUCUGAAUUCGAGCCAGAACUAUGCAACGUCGCCCCAUGCACCGCCACAUGUGCCACAGACUGUGGUCUACAACACGGAGAGUUACUCCACGCUCAACAAGCCCAAUGACCGCCCCUUGGUGAGCAAUCAAUCGUAUGAGAUACGCGAGCAUAAGGAGACCACCACGCGUGGCCUGAGCCCGCAGCCGCGUCAGCUGCCGCUGGGCCCAGCUGUUAGCCCCAAUGGCAUGCCGCCACAGACCAAUCGCACUGUUAUCUACAACAUACACAAGACGGACAACACCAUAAAUGAGCAGCGUUAUCCGCACAGCCCAGCGCACAGUCCCAACUAUGGUGCACCACCACAUAGUCCAGCUCAGCCACAGCUGCCGUCAGGCGGCACCAAUCGCUACUAUUACAAGGAGACGGAAACCUCCAACACGGUCAACACCAUACAUGGCCCGCCCAAUGGUGGUGCACCCACGUACACGCUGGAGCCAUCGCAUCCGGCGCCGUUGAAGCAGCUGCCCCACAAUAGCUAUCCAAUGCCAAUCCCGCAGCCACAACCACAGCCCGGCAAUGGCUAUCCACCCAAUACUAGCUACACUUAUAAUUACUCUUCCACCACCAACACGACCAACAAUCGUCGUGGUCCCGGUUCAGGACCAGACUACGGUUCUCCUUCGCCUUUCCCUGUGGACGGCGUGCAGUAUCCCCUAACCAAUGGCAAUCCGCCACAGCGUGUGGAUGAUCUAAUGCAGUCUUUCUCCACAACGGAUCAUGUGGAUCGCGUGGAUGUAGAGACGCCUGUGCGCAAGCGUGAGAUUGAAACAGCCGUGGCCUCGCCACAACAGCAACAUGUGCCCUCUGUAAACAAAGCUGGCAAGGAUGUCUAUUAUCCACCUGGACAUGAUACUAUGACUUUAAGACGCGAGGAAAUGCAUGCAGGCUCCCAAGCAGGCGGACGCUGGGCCAAGGGCUCGGGCAUGUAUGAGUACGAGUCUGGCUCGCGCUCCAAGACGAAAACCAAGUCUGGCGGUGCUGUGGUGCCCGUUUGCCUGCCGCUCUGCUGCGCCAUGCCCUGCUCCAUUAUGUGAAGAGCCUGUCUAUGGAUUAUAGAUUACAAUCACUUUGUAUAUAGCAUUCAAAAUAUUGCCGUUUAUAGUGCUAACGCUAAUUCCUGCCUACUCCCCCCAGUUGAUAUAUUUUUUAUUUCUGUUGAGCUAACCAGUCUAUAUGCUAUAUAUGCUUUUCAUUGUUGUAAUUUGUUGAACAAAUUGUUUGAAAAUUUGAUAGAACUUAGGAGUAUGUUUAUCGCUCCGUGUCUAUGUAUUUUAUGUAACGUAUGUAUAUAUAUAAGGCAAUGCCUAACUAUUGUUGUAUUUGGUUAUAGUCUGCUCCUACCCUCCGCACAUCUAACCUAGUUUGCUCCUAAAACAAAGAACGUAACGUUUCGCUCACGCCCUCAAAUCAAAAUUUCUAAAUUGAGAAAGCAUUUAUAUUACAACGUGACCAGUGUAAAUCAUUAGCUAAAGCCCACACACACAACGUGUGGCAUAUACUUAUAAUUGUAAGUUUAUUAAUCUAAAAAGCAAAAUUUGUUUUAACUGUAGUUCUGCAUACCAAACUAAUAAAUGAGCCAUGGAAUUUAAUUCCACACUCGCCAUAAUUAUA